UCCUUCUAUAAAAAUACCCUUCUCUAUUUCUCUUCCAUUAAGAAAAAUCACCCUCUAUCACCAUCUUCCACUCAUUCAAAUUUUCCAAGUCCAAAUCUUCAACCCCUUUUGCCUAAAUUCAAAAUGAAACACCACAAAACACUCUCAAAGUUCCUCCCAAAUCUAAUAAUCCUAGUAACUUUCCUACUCCUUUCAACAACACGGACCAUAGCACAAGAAGUUGAGGAUGAGAGUGAAUUUGAUUACAUAAAAGGGAGUGAAAAGGGUCCUGCACAUUGGGGUGAAUUAAAGAAGGAAUGGGCAACAUGUAAAAAUGGGAGAUUGCAAUCUCCAAUUGAUUUGUCAAGUCACAGAGUGAAGGUAGUGCCAAAGUUAGGAGAAUUAAAGAAAUACUAUAAGCCUCAGAAUGCCACUAUCAAGAACAGAGGUCAUGAUAUUCAGGUUAAAUGGGAGGGAGAUGCAGGAUCAAUAAAUAUCAAUGGCACACAAUUUUUUCUACAUCAAGCCCACUGGCACUCACCUUCUGAACACACCAUCAAUGGCAGGAGGUAUGACCUGGAGGUACAUUUGGUUCAUGAAAGUGCAAAAAUAAACGGUAAGAGCAAGAUAGCUGUUAUUGGACUUUUCUAUAAGAUUGGUCGACCAGAUCGUGUUCUCACCAAGUUGUCAAAAUACAUAAAAAGCAUGGUGGAUACUGAAGCAGAUAGGAGCAUUGGGGUAUUUGAUCCCUCAGAAAUCAAGCUGGGUGGGAAGAAGUAUUAUAGAUACAUGGGUUCCCUCACUGUCCCUCCUUGCACUGAAGGUGUCUUUUGGACUAUUAAUAAGAAGAUAAGAAGUGUGUCUAGAGCACAAGUGGAGCUAUUAAGGGAGGCUGUCCAUGAUCAUGCAGAGAAGAAUGCCAGACCUAUACAACUCCUGAAUAGAAGAAAGAUACAACUCUAUCGCCCAAAAUGGAAGAAAUGAAAUUAACCACAUAUUAACUUUGUAAAACAAAGCAAUAUAUACAGUUUAUAAUUUUUCUAGCAUUUUGUUUUAUAAGAUAACCUUUUUUCAAUUCAUUUUGUAUAAUAAUGUUAUUUUUAUAUAUAAACUAGAAUAUGUCAAUAUCUUUUAUAUU
Messenger RNA from Trifolium pratense (red clover), 1117 nucleotides. Its product is annotated as alpha carbonic anhydrase 7-like. The record is from RefSeq and is a predicted model, not a curated record. The transcript has 7 exons. The coding region runs from base 124 to 963 and encodes 279 amino acids. NCBI's taxonomy places the organism in Eukaryota, Viridiplantae, Streptophyta, Magnoliopsida, Fabales, Fabaceae. Gene Ontology annotation, molecular function: zinc ion binding; carbonate dehydratase activity.